Messenger RNA from Oenanthe melanoleuca, 2430 nucleotides. RefSeq names its product solute carrier organic anion transporter family member 2B1 (gene SLCO2B1). Gene Ontology annotation, cellular component: membrane. Gene Ontology annotation, biological process: sodium-independent organic anion transport; bile acid and bile salt transport; transmembrane transport. Bases 97 to 2085 code for a protein of 662 amino acids. NCBI's taxonomy places the organism in Eukaryota, Metazoa, Chordata, Aves, Passeriformes, Muscicapidae. The transcript is spliced from 16 exons. Gene Ontology annotation, molecular function: bile acid transmembrane transporter activity; protein binding. The record is from RefSeq and is a predicted model, not a curated record.
CUGACCCGGGACAGCCCUGGCUCUGCUGACCCGGACAGCCCUGGCUCUGCUGGGCGGCACAGCCCUGGCUCGGGACAGCCUGGACCCGCUGACAGCAUGACAAGCCCAGCUCCGAGGAGCAGCCGCCCAGACAUGGCCAGGAGAAGCCUCUGCAGGAGCCCCUUCCUCAGCAUCAAGUUCUUUGUGUGCUGCCACGGGCUGCUGCAGCUCUCCCAGCUCCUGGUCUCGGGCUACCUGAAGAGCUCCAUCUCCACCAUCGAGAGACGCUACGGGCUCUCCAGCCAGACCUCGGGGCUGCUGGCCUCCUUCAACGAGGUGGGGAACACGCUGCUGAUCGUGUUUGUCAGCUACCUGGGCAGCCGCGUGCACCGGCCGCGCCUGAUCGGCUGCGGGGCGCUGCUGGUGGCGCUGGCCGGGCUGCUGAUGGCGCUGCCCCACUUCCUCACCGGGCCCUACCGCUACGGCCGCCCCGCGCCCGGCACCUCCAGCAACACCACUGACCUGUGCCAGCCCGGGGCCCCAGGGGCCUGGGCCAACCUCAGCCAGGCCAGCUGUGCCCCCCACACCUCCAGGGAGAGCCACGAGGUGCUCCUGGUCAUGUUCAUGGCCCAGGCACUGCUGGGCAUCGGUGGUGUGCCCAUCCAGCCCUUCGGCAUCUCCUACAUCGAUGACUUCGCCAGCGAGAGGAACUCGCCCCUCUACCUGGGGAUCCUGUUCUCCCUGACGGUCGUUGGCCCGGGGGUGGCCUUCAUGCUGGGCUCUGCCAUGCUGAGGUUCUACGUGGACAUCGACAAAGUCAGCGCAGCCGAGGUGCAGCUCACCAGCCAGGACCCGCGCUGGGUGGGGGCCUGGUGGCUCGGCUUCCUGGUGGCCGCCAGCCUGGUGGCCCUGUGUGCCCUGCCGUACUUCUUCUUCCCACGGGAGAUGCCCAAGGAGGUGGUCAGAGGGAAGGCCAGGCACAGCAGCAGGAGGGAGGACAUGCUCAGCCAGCUCAGGCCGAGCUCCCAGCACAUGGAGAGCCUCUCCCUCCCGGAGUUCAUCAGACGUUUCCCUGCGGUGCUGCUGAGGAACCUGCGGCACCCCGUGUACCUGCUGGUGGUGCUGGCUCAGGUCAACAUCUCUGCCAUGGUUGCUGGGUUAGCAACCUUCAUGGGCAAGUUCCUGGAGAGACAGUUCUCCCUCACAGCCUCCCUGGCCAACAUGAUCAUUGGCGCUGUGAACAUCCCCGGGGCCAUGGUCGGCAUCGUGGUGGGCGGCGCCAUCCUGAAGCGCUUCCAGAUGUCGCUGAGGCAGUGCAGUGCCCUGUGCCUGCUGGGCAUGCUGCUGUGCCUGCUCGCAGCCUUUCCCCUGCUCUUCCUGGGCUGCCCCACGCAGAGGGUGGCAGGUGUCACCUACUGGGACAGCUCCGGGUUUGGACCGCACAGCCUGGAGUGCAGCGCGCAGUGCCGCUGCCCCGAGACGGGCUUCAACCCGGUGUGCGGCUCGGACGGCGUGGAGUUCACCUCGCCCUGCUCUGCCGGCUGCAGCAGCGCCCACAGCCCCGCUGCCGGCUCCAUCCUGAACUACUCGGGGUGCAGCUGCGUGGCGGGGCCCGCGGGGCUGGCGCGGCCGGGCUCCUGCGGCACCGGCUGCUCCCACCUCCUGGUGCCCUUCGUGGUGCUGUCCUGCCUGGCUGGGAUCCUCGCCAGCACGUCCCACACGCCCUCCUUCAUGCUCAUCCUCAGGAGCAUCCAGCCUGAAGACAAAUCAUUCGCUGUUGGGAUACAGUUCAUGCUGCUGAGAGUUUUAGCGUGGAUGCCGGGCCCGGUGCUGUACGGCAGCGCCAUCGACACGGCGUGCGUGCUGUGGGAGCGGCGCUGCGAGCGCCGGGCUGCCUGCAGGUACUACGACAACACCCUCUUCAGGCACAGGUACCUGGGGCUGCAGCUCUUCUUCGAGGUGGGCGCCUUCCUGUGCUUCGGGGCCGUGUACGCCAUCCUCAGCAAGCAGGAGCGGCACGCCGGCCGGGCAGGGGGGGCAAAGGCACAGCCAGAGAAGGAGAAGCUGGCAGGAAACUCCCUGAAGAGCCCAGAAUCCAAGGUGUGACACCGAGGAGUGAGCUGGGAGCUGUCUGGGGAGCUGAGGCCACAGCCACAGCCGAGCCGUGCCUGGGAUGGAGCUGGGGCUGCCUCCAAUCCACUGCCAUGGAGAUCUCCACUGCUCUGCAGUGCUGUGGGCCCCCCACACGCUGUUCUCCACCUCAGGGGUGCAGCUUGUUCCUCACAGGGAUUGCUCCACAGCCCUGGACUCUGCAGCCUCCUGGAUUCCUGUCCUUCACAGCGGUUUUUCCUGCUGACUGUCUCGGUGAUGCCAGCAGUGAGCAUUAGCCAUAAACCUGAAAGGUUUUGCAGUGUGGGGUUUUUUUUUAAUAAAUCAUUUUUAAGAAAUGGA